This is a messenger RNA of Toxotes jaculatrix (banded archerfish), 4672 nucleotides long. It is a transcript of the gene tnk2a, whose product is annotated as tyrosine kinase, non-receptor, 2a. Bases 227 to 3259 code for a protein of 1010 amino acids. Gene Ontology annotation, biological process: signal transduction; protein phosphorylation. The transcript is spliced from 21 exons. Gene Ontology annotation, molecular function: protein binding; protein tyrosine kinase activity; protein serine/threonine/tyrosine kinase activity. NCBI's taxonomy places the organism in Eukaryota, Metazoa, Chordata, Actinopteri, Toxotidae. The record is from RefSeq and is a predicted model, not a curated record.
ACCGAUUCCCCGAUAAACAACGCGGCUGCCCUGCAACAACCGAGAGCGGUGCACGGACUGAGGACUGACCGGAGGAAGGGACUGCCCCCCUCAACCCCCCCGCCCCUCCACAAAGCCCGUCUUCAUAGAUGAAGGGUCCCUCUAUCUAUGGCCUUCUCCAGGUGACCUCCAGUGACCUCAGUCACUCCUGACUGCAGCUUCUAUCCCUGAUCCGUCAGAAAACACGAUGCAGUGUGAGGAGGGGACAGAGUGGCUGCUGGAGUUGCUGACAGAUGUACAGUUGCAGCAGUACUUCCUGCGCAUCCGCGAUGAUCUCAAUGUCACGCGACUCUCCCACUUUGACUACGUCAAAAAUGAAGACCUGGAGAAGAUCGGCAUGGGGCGCCCUGGUCAAAGGAGGCUGUGGGAAGCAGUCAAGAGGAGAAGAGCCCUUUAUAAACGCAAGUCCUGGAUGAGCAAGGUGUUUCCAGUGAAACGGUCUGACGCUGACCCCCAGCAGCCCCAGCCCCAGGGGGCGUCAUCCAGCCAGGCCCCAGCCAGUAGCGAGUCGGGAGCCUCCCUCACCUGCCUGAUCAGAGAGACGGAGCUGCAGCUGUUUGAGCGGCUGGGAGACGGCACGUUCGGAGUGGUGCGGAGAGGAGAAUGGACCGGCCCCAACGGCAGAGUGUUGUCAGUGGCAGUGAAGUGUCUGAAAGCUGGUGUGUUAGACUCAGACGGUUUGGAUGAUUUCAUCAGAGAGGUGAACGCCAUGCAUUCACUGAGUCAUCAGAACCUCAUCCGGUUGCAUGGCAUCGUCCUCACACAACCCAUGAAGAUGGUGACUGAGCUGGCACCUCUGGGCUCCCUGUUGGAUCGUCUCAGGAAGCGUCAGGGCCACAUCCUCAUCUCCUCUCUCUGUAACUACGCCGUACAGGUGGCGUGUGGCAUGGCUUACUUGGAGCAGAAGCGUUUCCUCCACAGAGACCUGGCUGCUCGCAAUGUUCUGCUCUCCACCAAUGAAACAGUGAAGAUUGGAGACUUUGGCCUGAUGAGGGCGCUGCCUACACACACUGACCAAUACAUCAUGGAAGAGGGUCACAAAAUCCCCUUCCCGUGGUGUGCUCCAGAGUCUCUGAAGUCUCGUACUUUCUCUCAUGCAUCUGAUACCUGGAUGUUUGGGGUCACUCUGUGGGAGAUGUUCACUCACGGACAGGAGCCGUGGCUGGGCCUUAAUGGGAGCCAGAUCCUCCACAAGGUGGAUGUGGAGGCAGAGAGGCUGUGUAAACCAGAUGACUGUCCUCAGGAUGUUUACAACGUCAUGCUUCAGUGCUGGAGUCCCAAACCUGAGGAUAGACCGACCUUCAUCGCCCUCAGAGACUUCCUGCUUGAGACAAUGCCCACGGAUAUGAGAGCCCUGCAGGACUUUGAGGAGGAAGACAAGCUCCAGAUUAAAAUGAACGAUGUCAUCACCAUCAUAGAGGGAAGGGCAGAGCAUUAUUGGUGGCGAGGUCAGAACAGGGGGACGCUGCGUGUCGGUCAGUUUCCUCGUCACGUGGUGACGUCAGUCGCCGGUCUGUCCGCCCACGACAUCAGCCGACCGCUCAAGCACUCGUUCAUCCACACUGGACACGGAGACACAGACCCUCACAGGAGCUGGGGACACGCAGAUCGCAUAGACAGUCUGUAUUUGGGGAACCCCAUGGACCCCCCUGAUGUCCUUGGAAUGGACUCGGGCAUUGCAAGACCGACCAAACUCCCCAACCGUGCUAAGAAGCAACCUCCUCCUCGUCCACCGCAGCCUGCUGUUCUCCUGAAGAAGCCGUUCUACGACUCUGUGAUGGACGAUUACGACGACGAUGACGACGCCAGUGCUUCGUCGGGCCUGAAGAGGCUGGGAGUGUCCCUGGGUCUGAAGCUCCGACCGUGGGAGGGGUCCAGCGUGCGCUCAGCCAAAAGCGAGGUGUCGCUGAUCGACUUCACCGAUGACAGCUUCAGCUCGACCACGCCCUCGCCGCUCACUGAGACACAGCAGCCAGAUGAGGACACACUGAAGGACACUCCCUCCAUUCUGGACUGGCCUCUCCCUCAGCCAUCGUACGACGAGGUUGCUGCGGAGCUCGAGGACCAAUCAGAGGACCAGGAGGUGCGGUCUAUCAACAAGAGACUGACUGAAGAGACCACGGUCACACCUACCGCUGCUAUUCCAGGCAGGAGUGAGUCGCAGUCAGCUGACCUCUUCCAAGAACUGCAGAGAGAGGUGAUGGUGAAGUUGCAGGUUCCUAUGGCAACAGGCCGUUCCCUCCCGUCCUCCCCCCUCCCAAUGCCUCUGGCUCCUUUGGGCCCCCACCGACAGAUCUGCCUGCCCCCUCCCUCCCCCUCUUCCACCUUCAACUCCUCCUUCACCUCUUGCUUCGAGGACCGGCCAGUGCUGCCUCCUCGCAGCCCCUUGCCCCCGCUGCGUCCCUCCAAACACAACCUCUCCACCCGCACUACCCACCCACAGGGCCGCUCCAGCUCCAUAUCUCUGGGGGAUGAGGAGGACACGCCACCUCAGAUCCCACCCAGAGACCAUGCCUUUUCUCAGCCAGGCUCCCGCUCCUCCUCACCUCUCCCGCUGGUGCCGCCGCUGUCCUCCUCGCCUGUGGCCCUGCCUCCUCCUCCCCUCUCUGUCUCCCCACGCCGGGCUUCUGGACUCCUGGGCCCCCUCCUUUCCUCCAGCUCCUCUUCGCCACCUCAGGGCACAUCCCAUCCUUCACGCCUUGCAGCUCCUGGCUCCUCCUCCUCCUACUCCUCAAGCUCCUUUCUGGACCCUCUCACCUUUCGUGAAGGACGUGGCCUGUCCUCACUGAUUGACAGCUCCCAGACCUCUGCUCCCGCCCCACUGCGAGAGAGACCAGCUUUUCUGGAAAGAUAUGGAGCAGCCAACAUGGCGGCAGUCAAACCCAUGAUGCAGCGGCAGCCUGGUGGAGCCAAACCAAAUUCCUCCUACAACAACAACAACGGGCGAACUGCAGCUCCCAGCAUGCAGCAGGAACAGAGCAUCGCACAAGUGCAGGGAGCAGUCCAUGGCGUCACACUGGAGGAGUGUAAGUCUGCCCUGCAGAGUCACAACUGGAACAUCCCUCAGGCUAUAAACCAUUUGAAGGUGGAGCAGUUGUUUCGGUUGGGACUACGAUCCAGAAUCGAGUGUGAGGAGCUUCUGCAGCGAUGCCAGUGGAACCUGGAACAGGCCAGCACAGUCAUGCUGGACACAUACGGACCACAUCGAAACAAGAAGUGACAGCAGGAGGACACACUGAGCAGCAAUCAACUACUGAAAAGCCCCUGAUGUCAUUUGGAUCAACGCAUCAGUAACAAUGGACUGCUUCGAUGACUCAUCGCUGCAGAUCUGUAAUGAUUGGCGGAAAAUAAGGCAGUAUACGUGCCUCACUUUAUGUACUGUGAAUACCUGCUACUACAUGUGUCAUACACAUGCAUGCUCAUUAUUAUCUAACAGAGCAGCUUGUUGAAUGAGUCACACUAUUUACUUGAACUGUUGCUAUUUAUGUUUUUUUUUUUUAUAACCUGAAUAAUGAGAAUUUAUGUUUCCGCUGGUAGCUACUGCAAACUUUUAGUGGGGGCGAGUUUUGCAUCUGCUGUGAAUGCAUUGCAUGUUCAGGUGUGUGUAUAUGUGUGUGCACUUUAAAUGCCCAUGCCUUUUCGCUGUUAAAGAAACAAGAUAAAAUCAGGGAAAUGUCAGCUAACGAUAUAGUUGUUCUCGUAUGAUUUUGUGAAAAUGUACAGAUAAGAUGCUGUAUUGUAUAUAGCACUUUACUCAGUGUGUCAGCACACAAGUGGAUAUUUUUGCGGGCAUGUUAACUGCUGGUCAGAAGAAGAUGAACAGUUUAUCUAGUGAGUGCAAUGAAUAAGAAUACUGAUUUCAACUGAUAGCAUAUUGAGUAUUUUGAAUGUAUCAUUUGUGUCAUAAAGCUUUCUGGGCUUUAUGUAGACGUGCGAGGACUGAUGGGUUUCCUUAAAUGAAAGAUCUUAUUGUAGGCAAUAAGAUGCCAAAAUGGCAGUGUGAUGAUAUCUACCAUCUCAUCGUGAAUACAGGGUAUUAGGCACCGAGUUCAACCUCUACAAAUCAGAUAUUUAAUGCAACUUAAAACUGAUGUUCAGUAUUUCUUCGAUAAUUUCUGCUGUAUGAUAAUCACAAACGCAGGCUGAAGAGCUUAGUUGUCAUUCGUCUGAAUAAGUAGGCCACUGCUGAGUGUGAGUGUGUGCAUGUGUGCUUAGCUCUGCAGGUGAGGACAGUAGCCAGUGACUAUUUUAAUAGUCGAUAUAUUGAUCUUGAGUGUGACCAUUCAUGGGAAAUUAUCCGCAGCUAAACAGAAAAGGACAUGAAUAAGAAAUUGUCUGUCCUUGCAGCUACUUCUGGCUUUUAUCAGGCCAUGAGCCACAGAUUAUUCUCUUUUUCAAAAUACAGUUUAGAGCAUAAAAUUAGAAGAAAAAGUAAGCAAACUUCAGAACACACACUGUGGCAAAUACAGUUCUUAUCCAUGUUUUCGCGUGUAUCUAUGUGUGCGCUUGCAUAUGUUGGAAUCAUCCCUUACUCAGUGGCUCAGCUGUAAGCUGUUUCAGCCACACUGUUUUAUGUGACACUGACUGCAUUAUACUGUAUAGUUAGAGCAGCUUAUCAAGGUAAAAUGCAAAC